Molecule: messenger RNA, 3351 nt
Organism: Podarcis raffonei (Aeolian wall lizard)
Lineage: Eukaryota; Metazoa; Chordata; Lepidosauria; Squamata; Lacertidae
Gene: TMEM38B
Product: transmembrane protein 38B
Exons: 6
Coding region: 243-1118 (291 amino acids)
Biological process (GO): potassium ion transmembrane transport
Cellular component (GO): membrane
Molecular function (GO): potassium channel activity; identical protein binding
Source: RefSeq, a predicted model, not a curated record
GCCCCCGCGGCGCGAGCGCUCUUCCCGCCCGACGGCGGUUUGUACGGGACAAAAAACUAUGCGCGGGAUUCGACUGGGACCGUUCGCGCCCCUUUUUGGCCUGAGGCGAUGAAGAGAGAGCGGGCGGAGGGGCCCUUCUAAGCCCCGCCCCUCGCUCGUUUGGCUCUUCUUGCCCUCCCCCGCCCCCCUCACGUUCCCUCUUUAAAUCCGUCGCCGGCGCAUGCGCGGCGGUGUCCGCCGCGAUGGAGGAGCUCCUGGGGCAGGUGGCGCUUCGCUUCUCCCGCCUGCCCAUGUUCCCUUUCUUCGACCUGGCGCAUUACGCGGCCUCCGUCCUGUCGCUGAAGGAGCAGCCGGGAGCAGUUGACGUAUCAUACCGCAGCCCAAUUGCAUGCUGGUUUAGCGCAAUGCUUUACUGUUUUGGUGGCUCCAUUUUAUCUUCGCUGAUGCUUGCAGAACCUCCAGUUGGAUUUCUUGCCAACACCACAAAUGUCUUACUUGCCUCGUCAGUCUGGUAUCUUGUAUUUUAUUGUCCGCGUGAUCUAGCCUACCGCUGUUUCUGUUUUCUACCUAUACGACUGCUGCUUGCAGGGAUGAAGGAAGUGACUAGAACGUGGAAAAUAACUGGCGGGAUUGCACAUGCACAUCAGCACUACAAAAAUGUCUGGUUAAUCAUGAUAGUAGUUGGCUGGGCCAGAGGAGCUGGGGGCGGCCUAAUAUCUAACUUUGAGCAGUUAGUGAGAGGUGUGUGGAAGCCAGAAACUAAUGAACUGCUGAAGAUGUCCUACCCUGUGAAAAUAAGCUUGAUAGGUGCCGUACUCUUCACAAUGCAGCACAUCUCUUUUCUUCCAGUAGCAAAGCCCAACCUCAUGCUGUAUUACACCUCCUUCUUGGUAAUCACAAAGGUAAUCAUGAUGCUGACGGAUAAUGCUUUCACUCCCUUGGCCCCGUUUGAGAAGGUGCUGGUUGGCCUCCUCUUUGGUCUUCACCCGCCUUGCCCUGAAGCUUGUAACAGCGAGGCCAAAGUCCCUUACAAUGGCACCUCCUCAGACUACGACCGCACGACAGCUGGAGAGACGAGCGACAGUGUCAAGAGAAGACAUGCCAAGAAAACAGAAUAAAAAGCUUAGAAUGUGAUGUGGGGUGGCCAAACGUUGCUUCUUUGUACAUGCCCAUAAAAACACGCCAUGUUUUUCUUUUUCCUAAUAAUGUGAAAGGACAAUUGUGUAUAAGGAAAUUCACGUAGCAAAUGGCUUCCAGAAGCAUAGUGCAAAGUUUCCUGUGCAAACCCCCAUUUCAGUGAAGCUCACUCAGGCUACAUUGCCCAUGAACUUUCUGCACUAUUGACAACUACUGCCACAUGGCUCUAUGUAGCCUCUAAAAAUGUAUUUUUUUUGUAAGCUAGAAUUCAUACUUGGACAAGAUGCAUCAUGUUGGGUUUCUUUCUAUCUAAUGUGACUUGAUAAAAGAAGAGAUUAUAUUGUGAUUUUACUCGUAUGAAGAAUUUUUAUUGUGGUCUUAAAAUAGUUUUUCUACUUCAGGAAACAAAAUACUAACUUUUGAAAAGCUUGAUGAAAUAUUUUCUGGCACCAGUGAAAUGUGAUUGUCAGAACUGACUAUUUAUGUUGAUUGUAACUUAUUCGGGAGAUGAUCCAGCAGACCUGAGCACCUUGAAAUCUGAUGGGUGAGCUUUAAGCAUGAGCAUUAGGACUUGAAAGUGCUUAAUUUUUUGGCUGAAUUGUGUCCUGGUGUUUUCAUUCUUUAAUACCGGGGGUUACUCUCCCAAUAUUUUAAUACAUGAUUUUAAUCUAGUUGAGAAAUGUGAACAUAUUUGUGAAAAUGUAAUAUAUUCAGUGACUGAAAGAAGCAGUAAUUUCAGUGAUCAAAUUUAAACCAGUUUAAUAUUCUAACGAUUUUAUAUAUAUAACAGUGCUUGAGGGCCAAUUUUGUAAGUUUUCACACUUGGCUUGAGUCACAAGCAAUCUUGUAGCUUUUUUCACAAAAUUUUCAUACAGGGUUUUCAAAUCUUUGUACGUUUACUCACUGGAACCACUUAGAUAUUAAAUUAUUUGUAAGCAUGAGCUUCCUUCUUCCUUGCUGGGUUUAUGAAACAAAGAAACUCAAGUGUUGUGGAUUUUCGUUUUGGAUUUUUCAAACAAUUCCACUUAAUGAGUCAGAGACUCAGUGUGGUAAGAACAGACCCCUCUUCAAUACACACAUUUAUUUAUUGAAACAGAUAUUGUAUACUAGGCAGGUUUUCCCUAUAUAAUUUGGUAUCUCAGCCUAUCUAAUGCUAGCUAGCUGUAGACACAAACUUGCACAUUGAACCAUGUUUGCCUGGUACCAAAACACCCGUGUGGUGUUGCCAAUCACCUGGCAGGAGAUAAAAAUAGAAAGGGGCUAACUUCUGAGAGGUCUCCAUCCUUUUCCCCAAAUCACCUGCCCGGCCAGAAUACAUGGUUUAUGGUCUGUAUUUGCCUUCAUAGGCCAGAAGCUGUAUCGCCCUGUUGUAGGAUUUAACCUCUACUGGAUGAUAGCCAACUAGGGGCAAAUCCACAAUAUACUUUUAAAGCAUAUUCAGCACACAUUUAAAACACUUUCCCCAAAGGCUCAUGGGAACUGUAGUUCCCCCCAAUAGAGCUACCAUUUCCAGCAUCCUUGACAAACUACGGUUCCCAGGAUUCUUUGGGGGAAGCCAUGUGCUUUAAAUGUGUAUUGGAUGUGCAAUAAAGUUAUCAUGUGGAUCUGCCUCAGGUCAUAGAGUAGGCCUAAAUAAAUCAAUGGACUUCAGUAACUUUAGGGAAAUAUUUCAUGACAUAAACAUACAGUUUUACAAGUAACUUUACAUUGAAAAAUAAAUUCAGGAAGGCUUUUUUUAAAGCUUUAAUUUCCCCGCCCUUUAAAAAUGUAAAGCUAAAUUUCUCUCUUAAAGUGGUUUUGUUCUGGGAGAGUGUAAUUCAUUGCCAUAUAAAGAAUGGGUACUGUUGUCUCAAGUACCCAUCUACCAUUAUACUGAAAUUCAUUAGAGGGUAGGGCAGCUGAAAAGCACUUGAGACAAACACCAGCAGGCAAGUGCGCUUCCAACCUUUUUGUGCCAGUAAAAUCUCUGAAAUGUUUUGUAUUACUGGGCUGAGCAAGUCUCUCUUUGCUACUAGAUCUUUGUGGUGCUGUUGAUGACGACAAUGACCUCACCGUGGUAAUUUCACUGUAGUUCUUUUACACAAACGAAUGUGAAAAUGUAUUUGAAAUUACUGUUAAGAUAUUUACAGUUGUUAGCCAGAAAAUGGUCUGCUUUGUGUUUGGGUGCAGUGUGCAUUUUAAAUCCCUGUUAUUAAAACGAAAUGGAAAAAGAAA